This is a messenger RNA of Miscanthus lutarioriparius, 747 nucleotides long. The record is from the annotation of a GenBank genome assembly. NCBI's taxonomy places the organism in Eukaryota, Viridiplantae, Streptophyta, Magnoliopsida, Poales, Poaceae.
AUGGUGUGCUUGGAUGAUCAUGCAAGCAAGCUCAAGGCCGAGCUCGGCAACAACAGCAAGGAUGACCCGCUUAUCGGUCUGGACAAGAACCAAGAGGUCGUCGACAAUUUCGACGGAGCCCAGAUGUGGUGGAGGCUGUGCCCCAAAUCCGCCAAGAACAUGGGGGGCCCACCGUCAUCAGCUUGUUGCCCUGGGGAUUCCGACGAUGAGCCUCGGUGCUACAGGCUGGUGUUUCACAAGCGCCACCGCAAACUUGUGCUCGACUCCUACCUGCCCAGCAUCGUCCGGCAGUGGCGCGAGAUAAUCGCCACGAACCGGCAGAGGCUACUGUUCACCAACCACUCCCAAGAAGGGAAGAGCAGGUGGAUCAAUGUCCCGUAUAAUCCCCGGGCGACGUUUCGACAUGCUCGCCAUGGACCACAGCAAGAAGAUCGAGAUCAUGGAGGAUCUCACGGCAUUCCCGUGGCGAAGGAGUACCACUCCAAGGUCGGCAAGGCGUGGAAGCGGGGAUACCUCCUGCAUGGACCGCCGGGCACAGGCAAGUCCACCAUGAUCGGGGCUAUGGCCAACUUCCUCGAGUAUGAUGUCUACGACCUCGACCUAACAUCCAUCAAGGACAACGCCGAGCUGCGGAAGCUCUUCCUUGAUACGACGGACAGAUCCAUCAUCGUUAUCGAGGACAUCGACGCGAUUGAGGUCGAACUCACCACCAGCGCGCAAGGGCAAGGAGGCAGCCAAAGAGAAUGA